GAUUUAGAUUUAUUUAUUUCCGUCCAACAAAAGAGACAAAAUAUAAUCGAAGUAACAGUACAUAUUCAAAAUAAUACAAACAGUUCAAUGCCAUUUGAUAACAAAAUAAUUUUGAAGAUAAAUUCAUUGAAGAGGGACUAUUUUGUUGUUUAUAUUGAAACAUAUUAUAUGUAAAUAUUGUUAAAUUGUCAUAUUCUGCCAAAUAAAGUUAUCCUUCAAAAUAUGACCUUUGCUAACGUUUCCGUACUUUUUCCUUGUCUUGUCGCUAUACAUGUAGCUAUAUUGUAUAUAAGCCUCACAGUAAUGUAAUAAUAUAUUACUGAACUUUUGCAAAAUGGAAAACCAUGAAAAGUGACUAAAAACUGACCAUUUGCGCGAUUUGGGCUCCCUAGUCAAACUCGACUGUAAGUCCCGUAGGUCUAAUCGAUUAAAUACUUUUUAAAGAGAUGUCAGAAUAAAGCAUCAAUAGUUAAAUCGAAAUGCAAAUAAAUCGAAAGCGCAAGGAGAAGAAAAUCAAUCGUUUGAAUUCGAAGAUACGUUGAGUUGGGUUUGUGGUCUUGAUAUUUUCACAUAUGAUCUAUGCUUCUUCAAAAUGGCGACAACAGCUUUGUGGUGUAUACUUGGAAUUCUCUUCUUCGUCCUGUUCGAUAAAUCAGCUGAACAGUGCGUUGGACCCGAGGGUCUCCCAGGACCAGAAGGAGAUGAAGGAUCGCAGGGAUCAGGAACAAAUGAUAACUGGUAUGACGUCAUGAAUGCUAACCGGAACUGGAGACAGUGCACAUUCACUUCAGCAAGUGGAAGUGAUAGUGGAACCAUCUAUACAUGUGGUUUCACCAAGAACUCGGCAACCUCUGCUCUCUACGUUGCGUUCAGUGGAACGACGAGGCUCUACGGAUGUCAUGGAUGCUGCUGUCGGUGGUAUUUGACGUUUAACGGAGCUGAAUGUAGUUCACCUCAAGUCAUUGACGGGACCGUUUACAUGGCUCAUUACAGCGGUGCUGAUCUUCAUCGACAUCGUACGAUAUCGGGAAUCUGUGAAAACAUAGCUGCAGGUUCAAUAACAGUCGGUCUCAAUGUUGGUGCUUGCAGUGGGUAUGGAUACUUUGACUGUUACACAGGAUGGAAUGCCGUUUCAAGGAUAAUCAUAGAGGAAUUACCAGCAUCUCCAUAUUCCUAAAUUACAACCUGGAUCAACUUUACGACAAUAAUGAAAAAGGACGUAAUUUCCGCUCUUGUAAACCAAUUUUAAGCAGGAAACAAUGGAGCAAUUAUUUUGAGAGGGAAUGACUUUUUGAUUUGUCCAUUAUUUGAAGAUAAUAUGCGAGAAAGCGAAAGAGACCGAAUGAAGAAAUCAAUGAUUUGUAAUAGUUAAUUUUGUAAUUUAUUUUUUUUUGUCUAAAUCAAAACACGUUAAAAGAAAAUAUAUGAAAGUUAAGAGGUCAGAAAGAAAGAUAGAAUGAUUUGACAAACAUAAACAGCCUAAGCUAUUUUUCAUGGGGUGGGGGUACACGCCAGUAUAUAGUUCCAUGAGAUUUAGGAAUCUGGGG
This is a messenger RNA of Lytechinus variegatus (green sea urchin), 1547 nucleotides long. Its product is annotated as collagen triple helix repeat-containing protein 1-like. The record is from RefSeq and is a predicted model, not a curated record. The transcript is spliced from 4 exons. Bases 593 to 1177 code for a protein of 194 amino acids. NCBI's taxonomy places the organism in Eukaryota, Metazoa, Echinodermata, Echinoidea, Temnopleuroida, Toxopneustidae.